UCACAAGUGUGUAUACACUUGCUAGGACUAGCAACAAAAACUUCUUUAGUGGUUUAUUAAUUAUUUACGGAAAAUAAAUCAUGGCUGGAUUAAUAGCGUUUGGUGUACGCAAUAUUUGUUUAACAUUUCUUGUCUCCUUCAUGUUACGUGCGAAUGCGCAGACAGUAACCGGAAAUGGUGUUCAAAAUAUAAUAGUGCCGAUGUGUCAGAAUUUUCUACAUUAUAACCAAACAACGUUACCAAACGAUGCUGGCCACGCGUCACAGGUUGAAGUUUACAGGCAUAUCGAACAUUUCUGGCCGUACAUGGACUAUGGGUGUUCCGUGAACUUCCGGCAGUUUGUGUGCUCCUUGUACCUUCCACGGUACGACGUCCAAGACGGAGCUGUGACCGGACCCUGCAAAGAGAUGUGCAACCACGCGAAAAGGAAGUGCAAAAAGGUCAUGAAAGAUGCCCGCUUUCGUUGGCCGCAGGAAUGGAGAUGCAAUAGGCUCACCUCAAUUAGACGUAACCGGGAUGCCAACUGUUUUGGGCCGUGGCGUGAACCACGAGUACGUCGAAAUCAAAACCAGAUGCAUAUGUACUGUUCGCCAAUUACCUUGGAUCAGUGCCAAGAUCUUCACUAUGUUCUCGGCUCGCUGCCAAACAGAUAUCUGCAGAGGAAUAUCUCGGAAAUUCAAGUGGAAUUAAACUACUACAAUCCCUUAAUUGCGACCUCUUGUCACGCGAAUCUUCGUCUCUUCCUUUGUGGCACAUUCAACCCGUUCUGUGUCCAUAACGAGAAUCCGUUCACCACGCCAUGCAGAGAGUUCUGUGAAGAAGUCGAGGGCUCAUGCGCAGACAGCUUUGCACUACUGUACGGUGGACUCCCGUGGCCGAACAAGCUCCAGUGUCACCGAUUUCCGGCGGCGGAGAGUGGAGAAAGCGCCCACUGUUUUAUGCCCAACGACUUAACGAUUUCACGUUGAAAACUUCGCAAAGUGCACGAGCUAUUUCUGGAAAUGGUUUAAACAAUUUGACUUUAAAAUUACGGGAGACUUUUUAAUAUAAAGGGGUAUUUUCCAUUUCGUAGUACAUCAACACAAUUUUAGAACGUGUAAUAAAUGAAACAAUUAUUAUAUCUAAGAUGGAUCGGUAGCCACUUUACUUAUCAUGUAUGUUAGUCGUGGGGAACUAUUGUUAUGGUUUAUAUUAAACCAAUAGUCCCCUUUAAAAACAAAGUGUAAAACAAUGUACACAAUAUUAUGCAUGCAAUAUAUUAUUAAAAACGUCUGUUUG
This is a messenger RNA of Mya arenaria, 1278 nucleotides long. RefSeq names its product frizzled-2-like. Gene Ontology annotation, molecular function: Wnt-protein binding; Wnt receptor activity. Gene Ontology annotation, biological process: non-canonical Wnt signaling pathway; canonical Wnt signaling pathway. The transcript is spliced from 3 exons. Gene Ontology annotation, cellular component: plasma membrane. The coding region runs from base 81 to 968 and encodes 295 amino acids. NCBI's taxonomy places the organism in Eukaryota, Metazoa, Mollusca, Bivalvia, Myida, Myidae. The record is from RefSeq and is a predicted model, not a curated record.